Molecule: messenger RNA, 2219 nt
Organism: Salmo salar (Atlantic salmon)
Lineage: Eukaryota; Metazoa; Chordata; Actinopteri; Salmoniformes; Salmonidae
Product: histidine protein methyltransferase 1 homolog
Biological process (GO): peptidyl-histidine methylation, to form tele-methylhistidine
Cellular component (GO): nucleus
Molecular function (GO): protein-L-histidine N-tele-methyltransferase activity
Source: RefSeq, a predicted model, not a curated record
CGAACUCCUUUUCCUUCCAGUCCGCGUGUAGUUGAUGUAGGUUACUGAAUUGAUUCCCUGCCUUUUUGUCGCUAUACUAGUUAGAUACACUGCUUCGUCAGAACUAUGUCGUUCAGUUUCAACUUUGAUGUGGAGUUAACGACAAAGGGGCAACAAGGUGAAGAAAGUAAACCACAAACUGGAAAGCAGGACUAUGCAGCCAAACCUAAUGUCCGUGGACUGGCGGAGACAGGCGCCGCGAAGCAUCCAGUACGGUAACGCGACCGAUCCCGGCGAAGCUGGCGGGAGCCCCGGGGAGAGUACUCUAUUCUUUGUGAAGGGCAGGGCACCCUGGAAUGGGUUCGCCCUGAGAAAGGGGCCCAAGCCCUGGAAAGCGUUGCGGUGUCCGGUGAGCUCUCCCUGGUCCUUGAAAAUCCAGGGGAGAGGGUGUAAUUCUCGCGCCGUACCCAUAUCCGCAGCAGGUCUCCAAGGUGAACAGCCUCUGGCAUGUUAUAACAAUGUGCCCGGCAACAACACCACUCCAGCAGAAACUGUCAAAGCAGCUGUUGAACACCAUCCCCCUGCAGAUCCCCACUUUCUCCUCAACGAUGCUGUCUCUGAGACUGUUACCAUAGGAACGCUUCCACCCCUCCACUUCCUGAAUGAGUCUGUGUUCGAGCGGACGGCCAGCGAGCGAGAUGACAACGAGAGGAUCCUGUCGCGGACCGCCGCCCAGAGCUCGGACCUCAUCUCCGGGGUGUACGAGGGAGGGUUGAAGGUGUGGGAGUGUACCUAUGACCUCCUGGAGCUGCUAGAGAGAGAGGGGGAGACGUUCGGGGGGAAGAUGGUUCUGGAUUUGGGCUGUGGUGCUGGACUGCUGGGCCUACUGGCGCUGAAGAGCGGAGCAAGUCAGGUCCACUUCCAGGACUAUAAUAGUACUGUUAUAGAACAGCUCACACUGCCUAACGCACUGCUCAACUGUCAGGUGGAAGGGGAGGAGGAAGAAGAGAAGGGGAGAAAGGGAAAGAAACGGGGGCUGCAGGAGGAGGACGAUGAGACAAUUAUAGAAGAGGACAAGGUGAAAAAGGAUGAAGAGGCAAAGUCAGAUGAGGAGAAGAAGAAUGAGCAGAAAAAAGAGGGAGAGUAUGGCAGCCCGUCGCCCAAGAGGCAAGCCCUGGACCCAUCCCAGCAUACGAAGCUGACCUGCUGUCGUUUCUUCUCGGGCGACUGGAUAACGUUCCUAGCGCUGGUCCUCAAGGAAGACCUGUUCCCUAAAUAUGACAUCAUCUUCACCUCAGAGACCAUCUACAACACGGCGUACUACUCAGCUCUUCACGACACCCUCCACAGACUGUUGGCCCCGAGGGGAGUGGUCUACCUGGCCACCAAGGCCCACUACUUUGGGGUGGGGGGUGGGCUGCAUCUAUUUGAACAGUUUAUAGAGGACAAGGGAGUGUUUGAUAUGGAGAAACUGUGGGUCGUGGACCAGGGGCUACAGAGACAUGUUGUGGCCAUGCACUUCAAAACAACAAACAAGUCUUGACUUUUUACUUUGUAGUUUCAAAGAACUAAAAAAUAUCAUAUUUUUCAAAUUAAUUUGUACUCAAUGCACCUGGAACUUCUAUGCUACCUAAGGUGUGCUAACUUCAAUCAGUUUCAAAUAUACUUUUUCCUAUAAAGAUCACCUGUGUGUCAAUUGGGACAAAGAAAAAGGACGUCCACAUAAUUAAAAUGACCGUAUGUUUGAUUGUUUGAUAGAUAAUGAAAAGACAUAGAAUAUUUAAGACUUACUGUAGGUAUGUCAGUCUGGCUUUUUUUUACCUUGGUGGUAAAACCUUGUAUGUCAAAUACUGUUGAUGUGCUUCACAAAAAGAAGGCAGAUUAUGGAGGAGUUUGAAUAUGUGCCAGUUGAAGAGGACAACAGGAUAGCUGCACUGAUGGAGGGAAAGAAGCAGAAGUCUGAUAAAGAAGAUUGAGGAGAUGAGCAGAUAUUCCAUUACCGUGGCACUAUUCCAUUGUUUCCAUGGCAGUGUGCAAACUAGGCCAAUAUCAAGCGUACCUAAAGUAUUUCAAAGUAUUUUGGCAAGUGUAUUUGGUGCAGGUCGGCUUUUAACAGGACAUUGCUUCUUGUGUUCUACAUACUGUAGAAGUUUCUGUACCGUACUUAAUGUUAACGUGAAAAUGUCUUCAACUCAGUUUCCAUUUGUUAUGUGUAUGUUUGUAAUACACUAUAAAGAAAA